AUGCAACCUGAAUUUCACAAAGCUGCAAUGAAAGAGACAUUUGUGAUAGAGGCUCUAGGUGAGUGUCCUACACUUGUUUUAAAGGCCAAUGUGAAGGAUGAAACCAUACUUCAUGUAGCAGCAAGGUAUGGACACCAUCAAAUAGUGAAAACAUUAGUCGAUUUUGCUAAAGCUUUUCCUAAACAUAUGGAUGAAGUUGGAGCCGAGAAAAGACUUAUAAGAGCGCUAGAUCACUCAUAUUUUGGUAAAAAUAUUGGAGACGAAACUCCACUUUAUAUUGCUGUUGAGAGACGGUAUUGGAAUGUGGUGAAUACAAUAUUGGAUAAAAGCAAUUCACCACAAUAUAAUGGUCCUAACGGCAGAACUGCUUUGCAUGCCGCAAUUCUUCAUUGUAGCAAAGAAGAAGUAGUGUCAAAGUUGUUGGCAAAAAACUCAUCAGCGGCAAAAGAAGCAGAUGAAAAUGGUUGGGUGCCACUUCACUUAGCGGCACUUUAUACAAACUCAGAUAUGAUAAGGGUGUUGCUAGAGAAUGACAGAAGCACAGCAUACAUGAGAGAUAAGAAGAGAAGGACGGCUCUUCACUUUGCAGCACUUCGUGAAGAUUCAUCUGUAAUGAGAAAGAUAUUAGAAUAUUGUCCAGAUUGUUGUGAAUUGGUGGAUGAAAAGGGCUCUAAUGCUCUUCACUACACUGCAAUGAGAGAAGACAAUUACCUUUCCGGAGGACUAGAACAGAUCAUGCAAGAUGCACCACAAAUAAGCAACUUGUGCAAUGAGAAAGAUGAUGAUGGAAACACACCUCUUCACCUCCUUGGCCGUCAUGCUCCCAAAUGGAAAAAGGAUGCCAAUCAUUAUGAUCAUCCUCUUCUGGAACCGCUUCCAAGAGUGGACAAAAUGGCAUUCAAUAAAUACAAUCAAACUGCUCUCGAUAUUGCUAUUGAUGCUGUGCGUCCACAUUUAGCUUCUAAGAAAUGGAUGGAUCUAAUCAACAGGGUUCUGGAGAUGACAACUCCUUCCAUAGAGCGAAAAGAGGUAGAGGGCCAACCCGUAUGA
Molecule: messenger RNA, 1050 nt
Organism: Neltuma alba
Lineage: Eukaryota; Viridiplantae; Streptophyta; Magnoliopsida; Fabales; Fabaceae
Product: ankyrin-2-like
Exons: 5
Coding region: 1-1050 (349 amino acids)
Cellular component (GO): plasma membrane
Molecular function (GO): protein binding
Source: RefSeq, a predicted model, not a curated record